AUGGAGGUCCAUGUUGGAGACCGGCCCCGCGAGUUCUUCAUCAGGCUGUACAAGCUAGUGCGCGGCCACCUCCGCCUUCCCACUCCGUUUGCUCGGGAGAUGGAGCUCGACCCGCCACAUGCCUUGAGGCUACAUAUGAGGGGCUUCGGGAAUGGCAGCAUUCGGGUCGACGUCGACUUCCCUGCUCCUCAUGUCAUGUAUCUCCGCCGCGGGUGGAAAACCUUCGCCCGUGCCCAUAGCCUGUCGGAGGGGCUCGUCCUCCACUUCAAAUUGAUGGAGAAUGGCCUGCUCUCCGUCAAGGUCUUUGGGCACUUGGGAACUCGCCUAAGGUGUUGCGCGGAGAGCUCCACCGACAACGAAACCUCCUCCUCGGGCGAGUGUGACGAGGAGGACAGCGACAGCGACGACGGGGGUAUCAAGCGGGAGGACGCCGAUUCCGACUCCGGAUGA
Molecule: messenger RNA, 450 nt
Organism: Aegilops tauschii subsp. strangulata
Lineage: Eukaryota; Viridiplantae; Streptophyta; Magnoliopsida; Poales; Poaceae
Source: RefSeq, a predicted model, not a curated record